UCGACGAAAUUGCGAUGGUCGUACCAAGAUAACUAAAAACUCAUCAGAUCAUCACAUUUAGCUACAUUUUAUUAUAAUUAUGAGAGGGGAGAAAUCAAUUAAUAAAGAAAUUGUUGGUCAAAUUUAAUUUUCAUUGAUGGCUUGAUACUAUUUUCGAAAGCUAUUGACAUAAAAACAACAACAAAAAAUGAUUCUGUUUGUAAUUUUAUGCGCCACUGGUCUUUUAUCUUUGGGACAAGCUAUCAAUCUCGACGUACAUGCUCUUUAUGGUGUCAUUCCUCAAAUGAGUGCCUCAAACAUCGCUCCUGCAGUAGAACUCGCCAUCGAAGAGAUCAAUCGUCGUGUCGAUGAUCACGAAUACAAUAACUUUUCAAUAACUGUUCAUCCUUACGUCAGUCGUUGCUUUGUGAGUUUGACAGCCAGCGCCAUUGCCGCGGAACAGUACUACAACGGCGAUGGUCGAGUGGCAGCGUUUCUUGGACCCUCUUGUAGCGGUCUAAUGAGAGGUGUUGCUGAAUUGAGUGCAAUAUGGGGCGUCCCAGUACUCUCUGGACUAACUACAUCCUUAGAAACAUCGGAGAAGCGAUUUUACAAAACAUUGACGAGAUCCACUCUUAUAUUAGCUGCAGGAUACGGCUAUGCUGUUGAGACUUUGGUCAAUCAAUUCAAUUGGGGAACAGCGGCAUGGUUAUGGAUAGGAAGAGGAUAUCAGGUGGUUCACGUUUCAGCUGGUAAACGUCGUUUCGAUGAAAUAGGCGUAACAUAUAAAGAAAUCCUUACAUUGGACUAUGCAAGCACAGAACUAGCAUUGGAAGAUACUAUUUCAUCCGCGAGAGUCAUCUUCAUGGCCGUGGAUGGAGAUACUUUACGAGAGAUCAUGCUCCAUGCCUACGAUUUAGAUCUUAUCAACGGAGACUACGCUUUCAUUAACAUCAUCCCUUUUCGAGAUGAACAGUUGUUCGGGAACGACUCAUGGAAGCGUGGUGAUGAUCGCGAUGCAGAGGCCAAGGUCGCUUAUCAAGCUUUGAUGACGAUUCGUGUUUUUGAGCCUACGUCAGAAGCUUACCGAGAGUUCGAACAAAAUGUCAUUGAAAGGCAAAAAAGAGACUUUAAUAUUACUGAUUCCGACUCUGGCUCGAAUAUCUUCUUGGCUUCUGCAUUCUAUGACGUAAUGAUAUUAUAUUCAUGGCAAUUAAUGAAACAAUCGCUGAGGGAGGAGAUGUAUAUGACGGUCAUGCUGUUACCAAGAAAAUGUGGAACAGGACAUUCGACGGUCAGUUCUUACUUUUUUUGA
Molecule: messenger RNA, 1294 nt
Organism: Lytechinus variegatus (green sea urchin)
Lineage: Eukaryota; Metazoa; Echinodermata; Echinoidea; Temnopleuroida; Toxopneustidae
Product: atrial natriuretic peptide receptor 3-like
Exons: 4
Coding region: 188-1294 (368 amino acids)
Cellular component (GO): membrane
Molecular function (GO): peptide hormone binding; signaling receptor activity
Source: RefSeq, a predicted model, not a curated record